This is a messenger RNA of Penicillium riverlandense, 1839 nucleotides long. RefSeq lists its product as uncharacterized. Gene Ontology annotation, cellular component: nucleus; ribonucleoprotein complex; cytosol. The record is from RefSeq and is a predicted model, not a curated record. Bases 1 to 1839 code for a protein of 612 amino acids. Gene Ontology annotation, molecular function: poly(A) binding; mRNA 3'-UTR binding; poly(U) RNA binding. The transcript is spliced from 6 exons. Lineage: Eukaryota; Fungi; Ascomycota; Eurotiomycetes; Eurotiales; Aspergillaceae.
AUGCACACCAAGGGCUCUCAGACCGACAGCUCUGCUGGAGCCACCCAGGCUCCCCAAACUGGGCAGUACCACCAUGAGCCUCGCACUCCGUACAACUCGGGACAUACCAAUGCCAAGGCUCGCGAUGGGGAUGGAACCACUCUAUCCCAGCUUUUCAGUGGCCUCAGCUGGCAGAACUCGCGAGGCAAGUAUGGUGCUGCCAAAGGCACCACGCCCGCGGCGAUGAACGCGAACGUGGACUGGUCGACUGCCAACCGAAGUGGCUACAACAACUCGUUUAUUCUGGUACCUAACUCCACUCUUUUCGGUGGCAUGACCCAGAUGCCUUCCUUUGUUCCGAACUCUGUUACGGGACACAACGAUCAACUGGGCCAAUUCCCUUACCUAUCGGGAGGAGUCUACCCCAACAUGGUGACUGGAUCGAUGCAAGGGUAUAACUGGCCUUAUGUGAUGAACUACGACCUGCAGGACACGGCGAACAACAAGCAAAGCACCUGGGGCACAGGCGACUGCCAGAAGGGUGCUCAGAACGAAAACACCGGCCACGUCCAGUACUUUUCGGCCCCCUUCAUGCCUGGUGUCGACGCCAAUUCCAUGACCGGCUACUCCUACAGCGGUCUUUGCCCGCAGCUUGGAUCCCUCACUCUCCCCUGGCAGAUGAUGAAGACCAACAAUGGAUACGUGGUACAGGAUCUGGAGGCCCUGACCCAGCAGGAACCCGCUAUUCCUCGGGCUGUGCCCGCCAUGUGGACCAACCCGUCCGAUCUGACUCUCGCAAAAUGCCUGGAGAACCGCGAGGGCAUCACCAAUGUCUACAUUCGAGGCUUUCUCCCUGAGACCACGGACGAGAUGUUGCAGGCGUAUGCUACUCGUUUUGGAAAGAUCGAGCGCUGCAAGGCAAUCGUCGAUCUGGACACUGGCCUAUGCAAAGGAUUCGGCUUCGUUCAGUAUUACACUUUCGAGUCCUGCGAAAACUGCAUUCGCGGUUUCUUCUAUCUUGGCUAUCAGGCCAGCUUUGCUCAGAAAUCUCGCAACUCCCGUCUCAAAGACCUGGAGGACAGGUCUUCCACCAAUAUAUACUGCACCAAUCUCCCGAUUGAUUGGACCGAAGCUGACCUUCGUCGUCACUUUGAGCCCUAUCGUGUUGUUUCCGAGAAAAUUAGCCGUGAUGAGAAGACGGGUGUGAGCAAGGAAGUGGGAUUCGCACGCUUCGAAACCCGUGAGAUUGCAGAGAUGGUGUUAUCUGAAUACCACAAUAUGGCCAAGGACGAUGGCGUGAAACUGCUUUUGCGUUUCGCAGAUACCAAGGCCCAGAAGAUGUUGAAGCAGCAGAGCAAUGAGCGCCGUGCCUAUCGUGCUGGCGAGUACAACUACUCUGUGGAGGUUGUGCAGGGAUCGACUCCCUCGCCGUCUCUCCAGCGACUUCAGCAGACUACUUCCAACCUGACCCCGACGCCCAACUCUAACUCUCAGGUCAGCUACACCUCGCCGGCUGGAGUGGGCUCCAACUGGACCCCAGCCACUUCGAUUUCGCCCACGUAUCCACACAUGAAGAACCCGGCCAGUGGCGCGCGCCUGAGCUCGUUGUCAUCGCGCAGCCUGAAUUCUCUUGACAGCACCAUCACUCCAAUUUACCGAGCGCGACCUUUCUCGCUGACCCGCGACUCUCUGACCGAUAUCUCUGGGGGCUCUUCCAAGACUGCCAUGCCGGAGUCUCCUACCAUUGGGCCACGCUCGUACAUGUCGAGCCCUCACAAGGAGAACGUCAAGGCCGGAUCUGUGUCUCCUGUCUCCUCUCGCAUGGAGAUCAUCAUCUCAACUCCUCGCUCGUGCACCUGA